Messenger RNA from Tripterygium wilfordii, 2707 nucleotides. Its product is annotated as DNA-(apurinic or apyrimidinic site) endonuclease 2. Lineage: Eukaryota; Viridiplantae; Streptophyta; Magnoliopsida; Celastrales; Celastraceae. Gene Ontology annotation, molecular function: DNA-(apurinic or apyrimidinic site) endonuclease activity; phosphoric diester hydrolase activity; zinc ion binding. Gene Ontology annotation, biological process: base-excision repair. Gene Ontology annotation, cellular component: nucleus. The record is from RefSeq and is a predicted model, not a curated record. The coding region runs from base 370 to 2202 and encodes 610 amino acids. The transcript is spliced from 10 exons.
GCCUAUGAGAGUGCAUAAUCAACAAUAACACACAAGUGGAAACCAGGCAUAAAAUGCAAACAGUUCUGCCCAAAAUCGAAAACUGAUCAACCCCAAUUAGGGAUUCCACGGGAGCUGCAAAUUGACCUCGGUUCAGGAACGCCUGAAGAGAAGUUGAAGGAGCCAAAUCGCUGGUUUGCCAUUGAUCCAUGAUGAGUCUUAUCUUCCUUGCAUUGAAAUAAGUGCCUGAUUUUGGCAAAAUCUUGGGGCUCUAUUUGUUUAUCAGUGAUUCGCUUACAAGUAAACCGGUCGGUUAACGAACGAAACGUUGUUUGCAUUCACGGUUCGUUGGCUCUGCUUUCGCAGUUCUCUAGCGAUGCGAAUGUAGCGAUGAAGAUAGUAACGUACAACGUGAAUGGUCUGAGGCAACGAAUCUCCCAGUUUGGUUCUCUCCUCAAACUACUCGAUUCCUUCGAUGCCGAUAUUAUAUGCUUCCAGGAAACCAAAUUACGAAGACAGGAGCUGACAACGGAUGUGGUCAUGGCUGAUGGGUAUGAAUCGUUUUUCUCCUGCACGCGAACAAAUGAUAAAGGCCGGACUGGCUAUUCAGGGGUAGCAACGUUUUGCCGUGUAAAGUCGGCCUUUUCAAGUAACGAAGUGGCAUUGCCGAUUGCUGCAGAGGAAGGCUUCACUGGCCUUUUAGAGAAUGGUGAGGGCGGAAAAGAUGGUGCAGUUGCUGAAGGGCUUGAGGAGUUCACAAAUGAUGAACUUCUUAAAGUUGACAGGGAGGGACGAUGUGUUAUCACUGAUCACAGCCACUUUGGUGAUUAUUACUGGUCAUUUCUAAAUUUGUGCUAUUCAAUAUAUACGGGCCUAGAGCAGGAUGUGAUGAUGCUGAGAGGACACAGUUUAAGCGUGAUUUUUUCAAUAUACUACAGGUGGGAAUCUAUCUUGCAUCGGGGAAGAAGGGUUUUUGUUGUUGGAGAUCUGAACAUUGCUCCAGCUGCUAUAGACCGCUGUGAUGCAGAAUCAGAUUUUGAGAAGAAUGAGUUCAGAAGAUGGUUUAGAUCUAUCCUGGUGGAAUCCGGUGGCCCAUUCUUUGAUGUUUUCAGAGUAAAACAUCCUGACAGGAAGGAUGCAUACACAUGCUGGCCAUCAAGUACCGGUGCUGAACAAUUCAAUUACGGGUCAAGAAUUGACCAUAUUCUUUGUGCCGGAUCUUGCUUGCAUCAAGAUAACGACCCAGGAGGGCAUAAGUUCGUAACUUGCCAUGUUAAGGAAUGUGAUAUUUUGACAGAGUAUAAACGCUGGAAACCCGGUAAUACAACUAGGUGGAAAGGAGGUUGGAGCAUUAAGCUGGAAGGUUCAGACCACGCUCCUGUGUAUAUGAAUUUGGUAGAAAUCUCUGUUAUCCUCCGGCAUAGCACUCCUUCUUUAUCUGCUAGAUAUCUUACGGGGAUUCGUGGGCUUCAACAAACGCUAGUCUCUGUGUUAAUGAAGAGACAAGUUGCGACUCAAUUCCAAUCCUUCAGGGCCACAAAUUCAGUUCCGUAUGGAAAUAGUGGCACACCAACAAGUGAAACUUCUUCGUCUUUGAGCCAAGAUCCCCAAGGUGGAUUCUCGAAUACAGAUGAGCAUUCCCGAGAAUCUGUUGACGAGGAUGGCAAUAAAGCCAGAAUCACAUUGCGGAGUAAGCAUUAUAGUUCAGUGCCAACUGAAAAUAGCAGGAAAAAAGUGAGAAGAGGCCAGCAAUCACAACUUUCUGUGAGGGCAUUUUUCCAGAAAAGUUCAAGUCUUAAGACUACUAACGACAGCUCUGGAACUGAUAUCUCAUAUGAGCAGGCAGUGGUAAAAAAUUGUAGUAACCAAUCUCAUGAAACUCCUGUCUCGGCAGAAGCUGAUGAAAGCAAUUGUUUCAAGCACUGUGGAUCUGGUUCGAAUUCAUUGACCCAGGAUGAGGAUGAAGAACAUUGCGGUUCUUUAGAGAAAGAGAAAAAUAGCACAGCUUUACAGGAAUGGCAAAGGAUACAGCAACUGAUGAAGAGUAGCAUACCUCUUUGCAAGGGCCAUAAGGAACCGUGUGUUGCUCGAGUAGUGAAGAAACCUGGUCCUACUUUUGGUCGCAGAUUUUACGUCUGCGCUCGAGCUGAGGGUCCUUCCUCAAAUCCUGAAGCAAACUGCGGUUACUUUAAAUGGGCUUCUUCAAAAUCUCGGCCCAAAUGAUGGUCAUGAUUUCUAAUCUUAGAUCAAAUGAAAGGUUGCAAGUCAAUAGUCUAUCUAUGUAUUGAGAGGAAGGCCCUGCUGAUGGUGCAGCAAUUGAGUUUUGUCCUUUCCCAUUGCACCAUGAGGUCUAAUUCAGUAACACAGCGUGGAGGCAGGCUCCCGCCAAGGUAUUGUGCGCGUUGGAUCUCGGCGUGCACUUAUUGUGUUUCAGUAAAUGAUCAUGCCUCCUCCACUCGAACCCAUGACCUAUUAGACGUGGGAAAGUGAGUACCAAGUAACCAACUCAUUUUUCAAUUAUUCAACCAUUUCAUUUUACCAAUUUCAAUGUUAGUCAGAUUAGUCAACAUUUAUAUGUUUCGAUGCAACGACAAGAUGUUAUUGGUAACAAUUAGUUUUGUUGUUUGGGGUAAGCUCAAGAUUGAAGCUUUUUAUUAGUCUUAUUUUUGUGGUGAUGUAAAAGUGGACAAGUAGAUUUGACGUGAAUGUCAUUGUGGGUUCAUCAUGA